AAGAGAAUAACUUCCCAUCUCUAAAUCAUGGCUCCCAAUACUGCUAUCUUAGACCUUACCAAGAUGGCCCCAAAGCAAAAACACAAGUUGAGAAAACCAGCUGUGGAAAAGAUGCGCAGAGACAGAAUUAACAGCAGCAUUGAACAGCUGAAAGUGCUUCUGGAGAAAGAAUUUCACCAGCAACAGCCGAAUGUAAAGCUGGAGAAGGCUGAUAUAUUGGAGAUGACAGUAACUUAUCUGAAGCAGAAAAUAAUGUCUGAAACAAAAAAUGUUAUUCAGCACGGUCAACUACAAAUGGAGCUUACAGAAGGCUACUCCAAGUGCUUUGAAAAUGUCCUUGACUUCCUCUCGCUUCAUCAAAAACAACAUGGAGCUGAAUCAAAGCUGAUUAACCACUUCCAGUCCAGUGUGGCCUUUCCUAAUCCCUUACCAUCUCCUAUCCGUCUCUGCCAAUCCAAGCAAGCAGUUGUGAAUAACAAUGGAAUGGUUUGGAGACCAUGGUAGAUGCACUCUGCCAAAUAUGAAAUCCAGAGGAUAUUGACUUUUCUCAUUAGUUGUCCUCUCAUAUUGUAGGAAAUAUUUUCCUUAAUGCCCCAAAAGGGUUCAUGUAUGUUAAAAAAAAUUGUGUGUAUCUG
Bombina bombina (fire-bellied toad) is the source of this 635-nucleotide messenger RNA. Its product is annotated as transcription factor HES-5-like. Gene Ontology annotation, biological process: anterior/posterior pattern specification; regulation of transcription by RNA polymerase II; regulation of neurogenesis. The transcript has 3 exons. Gene Ontology annotation, cellular component: nucleus. Gene Ontology annotation, molecular function: protein dimerization activity; DNA-binding transcription factor activity, RNA polymerase II-specific; RNA polymerase II cis-regulatory region sequence-specific DNA binding. The coding region runs from base 28 to 504 and encodes 158 amino acids. NCBI's taxonomy places the organism in Eukaryota, Metazoa, Chordata, Amphibia, Anura, Bombinatoridae. The record is from RefSeq and is a predicted model, not a curated record.